Messenger RNA from Metarhizium acridum CQMa 102, 30561 nucleotides. RefSeq names its product Nonribosomal peptide synthetase. Gene Ontology annotation, molecular function: catalytic activity; phosphopantetheine binding. Lineage: Eukaryota; Fungi; Ascomycota; Sordariomycetes; Hypocreales; Clavicipitaceae. The record is from RefSeq and is a predicted model, not a curated record. Gene Ontology annotation, cellular component: cytoplasm. Gene Ontology annotation, biological process: amino acid activation for nonribosomal peptide biosynthetic process; secondary metabolite biosynthetic process.
AUGGCUCAUGUUCUUGGCUACGAAAACCAAACUAUACCAGAUGGCGUCGACCAAGCAGACGGAAUUGCGUUUGAUCGUCAUCUCAACGUUGCUAGCCAGCAAGACCUCCAGACCAUAUGGGGCUGGAACAGGAUGUUGCCCAAGGCUGAGGAGGCCCUUGUAUACGAUCUGAUCGCCGAGACGGCCAGAAAUCGGCCAGAUGCUUUGGCUGUAUGUGCUUGGGAUGGUGAUUGGACAUACCGCGAGCUUGAUACUUUGUCUUCGCUCUUGGCACAUCAGCUUGUUUGCCUCGGCAUAGGACCUGGAUUGGUUGUACCCAGCUAUUUUGAAAAAUCUCGGUUCACGUCCAUCGCUAUGCUAGCCGUGAUGAAGGCAGGCGGAGCAUCUCUUUUGCUGGACGUGAACCUACCAGAGGAGCGCCUGCAAGCUAUCAUUGCACAGGUAAACCCAGUAUUGGCGCUUUCGUCGGCAGCCAUGCAUGACUCGGCAAGGCGGCUUAUAAGAAAGCCUACGAUAGUCAUUGACGAUGUCUAUGUUGAACAUGUGACAGAUUUCCAGGCACACGCAAAACUCCCAAGGGUCCAACCUUCGGACACAUUGUAUGUGGUUUUCACAUCAGGCAGUACAGGCACCCCAAAGGGCGUCAUUGUCACGCAUUCGAAUUUUAGUAGCGCAAUUAGAUAUCAGCAGAGUGUUCACGGCUUUCGCGAGAAUUCCCGGGUCUUAGAUUUUGCAUCCUAUGCUUUUGAUGUCUCUUGGUCGAAUGCUCUGCACUCAUUCACCUGUGGCUCAUGCCUCUGUGUGCCAUCUGAGGCAGAACGAAGAGAUGAUUUGGCUGGGUGUAUCCAGAGGUUUAAAAUCACCUAUGCUGAUUUGACUCCAACAACGGCAGGUAUUCUCCCGGAACAGAGCAUUAGGUCCUUGAAAACCUUGGUGCUGGGCGGCGAAAGCCUUCCUCUGCAAAUGGCCAAGAGAUGGGCCACCAUGACAGAAGUCUUGAACCCCUAUGGCCCAUGUGAAUGCACGCCGACGUCCACCAUGGCGACAGUCAACUCCGAUAGUGUCGUUGCCAGCAUUGGAAAAGGCAUGGGUGUUGUUACCUGGGUAGUCGACGCAGAAGACCAGGACGAGCUUGUCCCGAUUGGUGGUGUCGGCGAGUUGCUUCUUGAAGGGCCUCUUGUUGGCGGCGGCUAUCUUGGUGAUGCCGAGAAAACAGCGGCGGCUUUCGUUGAAAAUCCUACCUGGCUACUGCGCGGAGCACUUGGACAGCCGGGUCGGUGCGGUAGGCUAUACAAGACAGGCGAUCUAGUACGACAAAACACAGAUGGCACCCUCACCUUCGUUGCUCGAAAAGAUAAUCAAGUUAAAAUCAACGGUCAGCGCGUCGAGCUGGGCGAUGUUGAGCACCGUGUACGGACCAAUAUUACGCACGGCACCAAUAUACAGAUCGUUGCCGAGAUCAUCACCACUCGGGAGAGCAACAAGACACUGCUGGUAGUGUUCUUGCAGAUCCCAACCUUGGCUGUCGUGGACGCACAAGGAGUACGUCAAACAGAGGUGAAGAAAAUCACCGACGGCUUAGACGAGAAGCUCGCGCAGCAAAUACCAGCUUAUAUGAUACCCUCUGCAUAUAUUCCUCUGGAGUGCCUUCCCGUCACAGCGACAGGAAAGGUCGACCGGCGAAGGUUGCGGCAAAUGGGUCGGGACCUGUCUUUGGGGGAUUUAAUGCUCUUGAAUGGGAAUGGGGAAAGUCAGCGCCCACUUCCUGAUUCCCCAUUGGAAAAAUUACUCCAAGGACUCUGGUCUUCUAUCGUUGGAAUCGAUGCUGAACUUAUCAGGGCCGACGACAGCUUCUUGAAACUUGGCGGCAACUCCAUUGGCGCAAUGACGCUGGUAGGGGCUUUGCGUGAGCAAGGAUAUUCCCUUGCCGCUGCUCACGUGUUGAAGUAUCCCCGACUGAGUGAUCAAGCAAUGGUGAUUGGCAAAUUACCUGGAGCAGACAAGCAGCAGGUUAUUAAACCGUAUUCAUUACUGCGAGCUUCUGUGGAUAUCCAGGCAGCUCGAACUGAGGCUGCGAGGUUGUGUAAAGUGAGCACAGCCGCGAUUACAGAUAUUUUCCCAUGUACGCCUCUUCAGGAAGGCUUGCUAGCAUUGACAGCAAAGGGCGGAAGCAGCUAUGUUGCCCGAUAUCUGCUUGAGUUACAGCCAUGGAUCAACAUUCCGCGCUUUCGGGAAGCGCUGGCCGAGGUAGUGAGGGUGACUCCGAUUUUGCGCACACGCAUUGCAGACGUAGCUGGCCAAGGGCUGGUGCAAGUAGUCAUCGAUGAGUCGAUGCGUUGGUCGCCGACGGAUAAGCUCGCCAACGUCGAGGAAGACACGGGUACAAGCAAGAUACCCAUGGUUGGCUUAGGCACGCCUUUAGUGCAGUUUGCUAUGGUCAAGCGACAGGACGACGAAGACGAAAAAUUCUUCUCGCUGACGAUCCAUCAUGCCUUAUAUGAUGGAUGGUCUCUGUCGCUCAUGUUUGAGGCUCUUGAUAAAGCGUACAGGAGAGAGACACUGUCACAGCAGCCUCCAUUUCAAGCCUUUGUUAAGCAUCUUAGCGGAGCCCAUGAUAACGGAGACGCAAAGAAGUACUGGGAAACGCUGUUUGAAGACUCGGGAGCGACAGUGUUCCCCAUGCUUCCCUCACCAAAAUACCAACCUCGGUCGGACGCAACCACUACACAUAUCGUCAAGGGCUUGGAGUGGCCCAAGAUUGAUGUAACACCUUCGAUAGUCGUGAGAGUUGCACUAGCUGUAUUGGCCUCCCAGUUCACCAACUCACACGACGUUGUAUUCGGAGUCACGGUAGCGGGACGGCAGGCGGCGGUGGCUGGUAUCGAGAGAAUGGUGGGACCUACGAUUGCUACGGUCCCAGUUCGAGUGGUUUUGGACAAGACCCAGAGUAUUAAGCGACUUCUCCAUCAGUAUCAGGCACAAGCCGUGGAGAUGACGGCGUAUGAGCAGACGGGCCUACAGAGUAUCCGUACAGCGAGCACAAACGCCGAAGCCGCUUGUGGAUUCCAAACCCUCCUGGUGGUUCAACCCGACGAUAAAGGCGUUGAAGAUGAAAGCGAGCUCUUUGUAAAACGAAGCUAUAACGACCAACACGGAGACCAGGGACUUGCCGACGUUGAUCCUUAUGCCCUUACUAUUGAAUGUGAUCUCCAGGAGCAAGGUCUAAGGUUCCGGAUUGGAUUUGAUUCGAGCAUAUUGCAAUCCGAUCAGGUUGGCGGGCUGGCGAUACAAAUGGACCACAUUAUUCGGCAAAUGUGUAACCCGACCAAUCUUGACAAGAGUCUUGGGGAGAUUGAGUUACUCAGCAAACAUGACCUGCAGUGUAUCUGGACUUGGAAUGCUACGGUACCAGAAACCGUGGAGACGCCUGUCCAUGACAUGAUUGCAGAGACGACGCGACGGCAGCCCGAUGCCGCGGCUGUUUGUGCGUGGGACGGUGACUGGACGUACAGCGAGCUAGACAGUCUUUCAACCAGGCUUGCGCAUUACUUGGUCAGGAGAGGUGUCUGUCCAGACGUAAUCGUCCCGGUUUGGUUCGAGAAGUCGCGGUGGACGCCAGUCGUAAUGCUCGCAGUUAUGAAGGCGGGAGGAGCGUCGGUGCUGCUAGACACGAGCCAACCCGAGCAGCGCAGGCGAAGUAUUGUACGGCAAAUCAAGGCACCGCUGAUUUUAUCAUCACCGACCAACCGAGAGGCUGCUAGCCAGCUCAUAGGCUCGGAUCGGCCGACCGUGGUGGUUGAUGAUGAACAUCUGGCCAAGAUGGAUGUGCCUGAUGAUGCUGCCCAUCUGCCAGUCGUGCAAGCCAGCAACAAGGCAUACUUGAUUUUCUCAUCUGGAAGUACUGGAACUCCAAAGGGUGCUGUUAUGACACACGCAAACAUUAGUAGUGCCGCCUGGCAUCAAAGACAUGCCCAAGGUUAUCAGCCAGACUCCAGGGUAUACGAUUUCACAUCAUACGCCUUUGACACGACUUGGUCAAACUUUAUUAACAUUUUCACGUGUGGUGGAUGUUUAUGCAUCCCGUCUGAAAACGAGCGAAAAAACGACCUGGUAGGCUCUAUUCAGCGGCUACGGCCCAGUAUUGUAGAUUUGACCCCGUCGGCCGCGGCUGUUCUUCAGGACGACGUUAUUCGAUCGUUAAAAACGCUGAUUCUAGGCGGCGAAAGAAUGUCCACAGAGUACGCUAGGCGAUGGUCAGAUAUGGUAGAUUUGAAGUCGCCGUACGGCCCGUGUGAAUGCACCCCGACGGCAAGCGUGGCUACCAUCACUCCUGACUGUGUUGAUAGAUUGACGAUUGGAAAGGGUGUUGGGUUGGUCACUUGGGUCACCGACCCGGAAAGCGUUGAUUUGCUCAUGCCUGUCGGCGCCGUUGGAGAGCUUGUUCUAGAAGGCCCCCUCGUUGGUGCAGGAUAUCUCGACGACCCGGAGAAGACUGCGGCCGCAUUUAUAGAUAACCCCUCGUGGCUGCUUCGAGGUGCUGCAGGCCAUCAUACUGGCCGCCGCGGGCGUUUGUACAAAACGGGAGAUUUGGUGCGGUAUAAUUCAGAUGGAAGCCUCGUCUUCAUCGGCCGUAAAGACUCUCAGGUCAAGAUCAAUGGCCAGCGGCUAGAGUUGGCCGAGGUAGAGCACCACAUACUGGAGCAAAUCACCAAAGACGACUUACAUGUCCGGGUUGCGGCCGAGGUCCUUGUGCCUCGAGAUGGCAUCAAGUCAACACUCAUAGCCUUCAUCACUGACUUGACUGCUGCCAGCGUCGAGGCCCUCCGGUUGAAGACGAAGGCGAUCAUCACUGGGCUCGACGACACACUUGCCGCGCAUAUCCCGUCAUAUAUGAUACCAUCUGCGUAUGUGCCGAUGGAAAGAUUCCCCAUGACGGCAACCGGAAAGUUGGAUCGGCAACGACUCCGAGCAAUCGGUGAAGCAAUGACCCUAGAGGAGCUGAUGAUCCUGAAUGCGUCGAGUGGUGAGCGGCGAUUGCCCGCAACUGAGAUGGAGCGAAGUCUUCAAGCUCUCUGGUCACAUGUGCUUGCUAUAAGUCCGGACAAAAUCGCAGCAAAUGAUAGCUUCUUGCGCCUUGGCGGUGAUUCAAUCGCGGCUAUGAGGUUGGCGGCUUUGGCGCGGGAUCAGGGUUUCUUCUUCACCGUCGCGGACAUAUUCAACCAACCGCAAUUAAGCGAACUGGCUGUCGUUGUUAAAACAUCUCCUGAAUCGAAUUCGAAUCAGGCUAUUCAACCAUUCUCUUUGCUGAAAAGUGGCAUCGAUAUCGGAACAGCUUGCAGGGAGAUGGCGGUUGGUUGCAAGGUUGAUGCCACACAGAUUGAAGAUGCAUUCCCUUGCACACCUCUGCAGGAGGGUCUGCUGGCUCUCACAUCGAAGCGAGCAGGUGAUUACCUCGCCAGGAAUGUUUUUGAGUUUCGUCCCUCUGUCGAUGUCUCUCGUUUCCAGGCCGCAUGGGAGAAAGUCGUGAAAACCACACCUAUAUUGCGAACACGCAUUAUUGAUUUAGCUGGACAGGGACUGCUGCAGGUCAUCAUCGACCAGCCGACUCAAUGGUCGUCUACGGUCGGGAUGCCAAAUCUCGACGCAUAUCGGCGUGCAGAUAAGCAGCUGCCUAUUGGCCUGGGUAUGCCGCUCGCACGGUUCGCUGUUGUCGAAGACCAUGAUGAAAAUCGACGCUUUUUUGUAUGGACAAUUCACCAUGCGUUAUAUGACGGGUGGUCGAUGCCACUUAUUCUUGAAAAGCUGGAGAAGGCCUAUGAGGAAGAUGAACAGCCAAUAUUAGCCCCAUCUCCUCCGUUUCAGCGGUUCGUGAAGCACAUUAUGGACGUAGAUGACACGCAAGCAGCCCAAUUCUGGCGUUGCCAAUUCGAGGAAUUAGAGGCACCCAUAUUCCCUGCACUUCCGUCCCCAAAUUACCAACCAAGGACCGAUGCUGUAUCCGUGCAUCAUGUUGAGGGGAUUGAAUGGCCCAAGGUCAACGCAACUGCUUCAACGGUGCUAAGAGCGGCCUGGGGUAUUGUUGCUGCUUCUUACACUAACACAGACGACGCGUUAUUCGGAAUGACUACAACAGGGAGGCAAGUGAACAUACCGGGUAUUGACCGAAUAAUCGGACCAACAAUCGCGACCGUGCCUUUACGAAUGGCAAUUGACAGGGAAAAGACCUUGGAGCAGUUCCUGCUCCAGGCACAAUCGCAGACUGUAGAAUUGACGGAAUUUGAGCAGAGUGGACUGCAGCGAAUCCGUCAGGUAGGUCAGAAAACUAACGCCGCAUGCCAGUUUCAGACGCUGCUUGUGAUACAAGGUAAGGAACAGGGUCACGUCCCGCAUAGCAGAUUAUUCCUCGCGAUCGGGGGCGACAGUGGUGAAGACAGUGACACACUUGCCGAGUUCGACACGCAUGCCCUGACUCUUGACUGCGACCUGGAAGCCCAUGGAGUAAGCUUGCGAUUUGGCUAUGAUUCGAAGGUCAUUUCCACUAGGCAGCUGGAGAGACUUGCCAACCAUCUUGAUCAGGUCCUCCGUCAACUAUGUGACUCAGCCAACAUCAACAAAAGGGUAGCUGAAAUUGAAACCAUCAGUCACCGGGAUCUCCAGGAUAUUUGGGGCUGGAACAGCAAUUUUCCCGCGACUAUUGAGACACCGAUACACGAUCUCGUUACAGAAACCGUACGAAGACAACCCGAGUCUCUCGCGGUUACUGCAUGGGAUGGUGACUGGACUUAUGCUGAGCUUGACAGAUUGGCAACUCAGCUUGCCUGUCAUCUGGUUAGUAUGGGCGUUAAACCGGACUCAAUUGUGCCGCUUUGUUUUGAGAAGUCCAAAUGGACGCCCGUGACAGCAUUAGCGGUAAUGAAGGCGGGUGGCGCAUCCGUCCUACUGGAUUCUACUUUACCUGAGGAGCGUCUUCGUACAAUCACGCAGCAAGUUAAGCCGAACUUGAUGUUAUCGUCGUCGUCCAACCAGCAGUUGGCCGGUCGGCUGACUGACCAGCCGACGCUCGCGGUAAACAGCAAAUUCUUGUCGCAAUUACGGAGUGGCUCGUCAUCCGUGAUACAGCUCCCUGAAGUGAAGCCUUGGAAUAGGCUUUACGUCGUGUUCACAUCGGGCAGCACAGGAAUACCAAAGGGUGUGGUCGUUACGCACUCUAACCUCAGCAGCGCCAUACGAAACCAACAUGGUGCCCAUGGCUUCCAAGCCGGCUCACGCGUUUAUGAUUUCGCGUCAUACGCGUUCGACGUAGCUUGGGCGAAUAUGCUCGGCGCCUUUGAGUGCGGCGCGUGCCUCUGUAUCCCAUCAGACGACGAGCGCCAAGGCGACCUGGCAGGAUCCCUCCGUCGGUUCCAGACUACGCACGUUGAGAUGACGCCUUCCGCUGCCAAGCUGCUUCCAAGAGAGGUUCUGGAGUCGUUGGAUACGUUGAUCCUCGGGGGCGAGCGACUCUCGACAGAGGACGCCAGGGGCUGGGCAUCACAAGUGAAGCACUUGAGGAAUUCGUACGGACCGUGCGAGUGCACGCCAACAUCGACGGUCGCAAACAUGGAUGCCAAUGUUGAGAGUGGCGCAACCAUAGGAAGGGGCGUUGGGGUGGUGACAUGGGUGGCUGAUACGGCCACGGGGGGGUCUCUUGUGCCGGUGGGCGCCAUUGGCGAGCUGCUUCUCGAGGGACCCUCGGUUGGCCCCGGAUAUCUCGACGAUGCAGAGAAAACAGCAGCAGCCUUCAUCAACGACCCGGCAUGGCUGCUUCGUGGCAUAUCGGGCCAGCCAGGCCAUGGCGGGCGCCGCGGCCGUCUAUACAAGACGGGCGAUUUAGUACGGUACGGCCAGGACGGAAACUUAAUCUUCAUCGGUCGCAAGGACUCCCAAGUCAAGAUCAACGGUCAAAGGGUGGAGCUGGGCGAGAUCGAAAACCACAUCGCCGGCGAUCCAUCUGUUCGCCAAGCUGUAUCGCUGCUCCCAAAGGUGGGAUUGUGCGAAGGUCGGCUCGUCGGUAUAUUCAGUUUGAACGAGUAUGAGCGUGGCGAUUCUACUUCUUCACCUAUUGAGCUCAUACCGCGCAACUCCAAAUUGCCAGUCCAAGACUUUAUCAAAAACUUGCGAGCUCAUUUGGACGCCGCGGUUCCGGCUUACAUGGUCCCUUCGGUUUGGAUCGCAGUCAAUCAUAUCCCACUGAAUCCAUCCGGGAAGCUGAAUCGCAAGCUUGUCGAAGAGUGGCUUGCUGCUUUGAGCCCCCAAAUAUACGCAGACAUCAGCGAUACUUCCCGUGGCCCUGCGGCUCGAGAUGCGGCAAAUAACGCAGAACGCGUGAUCCGCGAUGCCUGCAGCGUCGUUCUGAAUAUACCGACAAAGGACGUCAACCUCGAGCGAUCAUUCAUUGCCAAUGGUGGUGAUUCCAUUUCCGCCAUGAGAUUAAGCCCUCAGUGCCGUGCUUCUGAUGUUAACUUCUCGGUUGCAACAUUGCUCAGGGCCAAGACGCUGGCCGAGGUUGCGCGACUGUCAACAGGUACAGCCGCCUCGAUGCCAUCCCAGAUAGAACAAGUCAACACAGCCUUUGGUCUUGCGCCCAUCCAACAGUGGUUCUUCUCCCAGGUUUCUGACAAUAUCAAUAAUAAUGACUUUUACUGUAACCAAAGUUUCUACGUCAAAAUCACGCGUCCAGUUUCGUCCGACAAACUCUCGGCGGCAAUCCUGAAGAUUGUUCAAUGCCAUUCUAUGCUCAGAGCGCGAUUUGAAAAGACAGGAAACGGCUGUUGGGUGCAGCGGGUGCUGGAGCCUAUCGAUGGUGUUUACCAUUUCGGAUUCUCACAGCUCCAGUCAAUAUCGGAUAUUGAGAGUAUGACCAUACGCAGGCAGCGAGAACUGGAUGUCCAACAUGGUCCCGUCUUUUCCGCAGAUUUAUGCGACCUUUCUUCUGGUGGCCAAUAUCUUAUUAUGAUCAUGCAUCAUUUAGUCGUUGAUCUGGUGUCUUGGCGCAUCAUUCUAGAUGACUUGGAGAUGCUUCUCAAUGGCGGCGGUUCCCCUCAAGCCGGCUUACCGUUCCAAGUCUGGAGCCAGCUCCAGACUGAGAGGGCUCAAACAUCUGCGCUGAAUCCGGAGCAUGUGCUUUCCACGGAAGGCGUCCAUAAUAACCUCUCUUUUUGGAACUUCAGCGACACCACACCGAAUGCAACCCGGGAUCACUUUGGAGCAAAUAUCGAGGUGGAUCACGAUACAACAGCCCUUUUACUCAAAGAUGCCAAUAAUGCUUUUAACACAGAGCCAGUUGAGCUCCUUCUCUCAGCUGUUUGGGAUGCCUUUUUCCAAGUCUUUCCGGAACGGAAUGGACUGACAAUAUUCAACGAGUGUCAUGGCCGUGAGCCUUGGAGUGCGGAGAUUGACCUGUCUCGAACUGUGGGCUGGUUCACCACGAUGGGCCCGAUUCAUGUUUCUAGGAAUAAGCUCUCGGCAAACAUCGUUAGACUGGUUAAAGACUCUAGAAGACGUCUUCCUGCAAACGGCUGGGCCUAUUUUGCCUCGCGAUACUUAAACCCCGAGGGAAUGGAUGCUUUCAAAUCCCACGAUUCCACUAUGGAAGUCAUCUUCAACUAUCACGGUCAAUUUCAGCAAUUAGAGCAAGAAAACGCUCUUUUCGAGAUUGCCAGCUUAAAGGAUGUGUCUGACAUAGGACCAGCACUUCCCGUGUCGUCCCUCUUCGAGAUUAAUGCAACCCUUGAAGGGGGGUGCACUCACUUCACGUUCUCUUGGAACCGCCACAUUUUAUAUCAGGAUCUCAUUCGCAAGUGGAUCACGCAGGUUGGUGUAUCUCUACAAACUAUUUGUAGUCAUCUUGCUGCCGCCAAAAAAUCGACAAGAACUCUCUGCGACUAUGAGUUACUUAGCCUAGGUUAUGACGGACUCGAAGAGCUUGAAACCCGCAUCCUUCCGAACAUCGAGACCAUAAAUAACGCUGUAAUAAGCGGCGUUUACCCAUGCUCACCCAUGGUAGAUGGUAUUCUUCUCAGUCAGCUUCGCGAUUCGGCGGCAUACCAAACCUCUAGUAUGUUCGAGAUCAAGUGUCACAACGGUGCCUCGAUAGAGCUGGAACAUCUAGCCGAAUCUUGGCAAGCCGUCAUCGCACGUCACCCCUAUCUUCGUAGUGUCUUCAUUGAAGGAGUGGACGAGAAUGCAGCAUACGAUCAAGUUGUCUUGGAAUCAUUUCGCGGAGAGGUCAUAUUGGUCCACAGCGCAGAGAAAUCGUCGGCGAUAAGGUUGCUUAGGGAGGCGGCACCAGCAGUUUAUCAUCGCCAGCCAAAACCUCCUCAUCGCCUCACGCUUUGCAAGGUUGCAGAUGAAUCCCACGUUAUCGGUCUACUAGAAAUGAGUCACGCUAUCACGGAUGGCGCCUCAACUGCGAUAAUAGUGGAAGAUUGGACUAGUGCAUAUCUGGGUACUCUGGAUACGAAGUGUCUAUCGGACACCAGCCUAGAUUUCGCGCGUGCACUGAAAGAAACUCCGGUCAAAGAAAAGAUGCAUUACUGGAAGAACAAGUUGCUGGGUCUCGAGCCAUGCUUUUUCCCCCAGCUUUUAGCCGUUUCGCGGCCCGGUAAUGCAACGGCCAUGGUCCAUGUCGACGUAAUUGGAGAAUCUUUUGCUCAACUCCAGGCCUUCUGCGAGGCACAGUCCGUUACCCCCGCAAGCUUAUUUCAGACUGCCUGGGCUCUUACCUUGGCAGCUUACACGGGCAAAGACUCUGUAUGUUUCGGGUAUCUUGCUUCUGGUCGAGACUUAUUCCCAGGCAUAGAGAAGUCUAUAGGUGCAUUCGCUAAUCUACUUGUGUGUCGUGCCGACAUUUCGCGGGACUCGACUCAGGAGUAUUUUCUGAAAAGCAUCCAUCAGCAGGUUUUACAGGACCUUGGCUUUCAACAUUGCGCUCUAGCCGACAUUCAACAUCAUCUUGAUCUCCCCUCUGGACAAGCGUUAUUCAAUACCGUCAUGUCUUUCCAAAGAGAUUACGAAGAGGCCGGAGAAGAUCAAGAAAAGCAGAAUAUAGAAAUAGCAGAAAUUGAUGGGGAAGACCCAACCGAGUAUGACAUUUCUCUCAGUGUAUCCUACGGCAUCAAGCAAGCAGGCUUUUGUCUCGACUACCGUCUAUCUUGUUUAACUGAGCAGCAAGCACUUCGAGUGGCUUCACUAAUGAAGAAUUUUGUUACUACACUAAUUGCAAGUCACAGCUCCUCGAUUUCGGCAGAGUCACAGGGCAGCGUGCAAGAGUCGCGGUCAUUGGCCGAUAUGGACUCUAUCGAUCAACGGGACUUACUUGAUAUUUGGGACUGGAACAGUACCGUCCCGGAGACAGUAAAUGUCCUGGUGCACGGUAUCUUCACCGAAACAGCACAGCGCCAACCCGACGCCCCAGCCGUGUGUGCCUGGGAUGGUGACUGGACCUACGCAGAACUCGACGAAGUUUCUACCCGACUAGCUGACUAUCUUAUUGAUAAGGGUGUUAAGCCUGAUGUAAUUGUGCCUCUUUGCUUUGAGAAGUCCCGGUGGACUCCAGUGGCACAGUUAGCUGUUAUGAAGGCUGGAGGUGCGUCGCUUGCAAUGGACGCAGCACAGCCCGUUGAACGUCUCCGUACCAUUGUACAGCAGGUCAAUCCUGUAGUGAUACUGUCAUCUUCGCUUGCUAUUGAGGUAGCUAGCCAACUAACAGAGCGGCCGGUGGUCGUCGUCGAUAAUGAACACAUGGCAAAGCUGAGCCGGCGACCUAUGCCGCGUACAGACGUCCAACCUUGGCACAAACUUUACGUGGUAUUUACGUCUGGUAGUACGGGAACUCCCAAGGGCGCAAUAAUAACACAUGCCAACUUUAGCAGUGCUAUCCGUCACCAGCAAUUUGGAAUGGGUUUCAAGAGCUCUUCUAGGGUAUAUGAUUUCGUGAAGUAUGCAUUUGAUAUCUCAUGGUCAAACGUCCUGCAUACUCUCACUGCAGGUGGCUGUCUUUGCAUACCCUCUGACUCAGAGGCCCUCAAUGACCUUGCAGGCUCAUUCCGACGUUACAAUGCCAAUUUCCUCGACGUCAAUCCGUCAGUUGCCAGUACACUACAGCCGUCGGAGUUGGGAAGUUUAGAGCAUUUGCAAUUUGGAGGAGAGUUCUUGUCCGGUCACAUGGCCUCAGAGUGGGCAAAACAUUGCGAGACUCUCAAUACAUACGGACCUGCUGAGUGUAGUAUCAGGGCGACAUUUGUCCCGAUGGAUGAAAACACGGGUGCCACUCCUAGUAUUGGAAGUGGCAUCGGUUUAAACACAUGGCUGGUUAACGUCUCGGAUCAUGACCAACUGGUUGCCAUCGGAAAUGUGGGAGAACUUCUAUUAGAAGGUCCGUUAGUUGGCGAUGGCUAUCUGGGAGAUGCCAAAAAGACGGCAGCCGCAUAUAUCGAUGAUCCCAAGUGGCUUGUCCGCGGUGCUCCUGGACAUCCAGGCCGUCACGGGCGGUUAUAUAAAUCAGGAGACUUGGUGCGAUAUAAUACGGACGGAAGUCUCACCUUUGUCGCUCGCAAGGACUCCCAAGUCAAGAUCAACGGUCAACGCGUGGAGCUGGGCGACGUCGAAUAUCAUGUGCAGGCGAAUGUCGCCGACAGCGUUGAAGUCGAGGCAGUAGCCGACGUGAUCACACCCAGAGGAAGCAGCAAGUCCAUACUGGUAGCAUUCCUGCACAUCAAAGAUUGCCUUGCUAUAGAAGCAAAUGGGCUGCAGGCGGAAAUGAGGAGAGUGACUGCAGGGCUGGAGGACAGGCUUUCCAGGCGUGUCCCAGCGUACAUGAUUCCCUAUGCUUAUAUCCCCGUCAAAGAUCUGCCUAAGACUGCGACAGGAAAGCUGAAUCGCCGUCAACUCCGCACAAUAGCAUCAGGCAUGACUCUAGAAGAGCUCAUGGCGUUAAACAUGCCAGGCGGCGUGCGGCGGGCACUGAGUUCGGAUACAGAACGACAACUUCAGGGUAUUUGGUCAUCUCUACUAAGAAUUAGUGCCGACAAGAUUGGACCUGACGAUAGCUUCCUACGUAUUGGUGGCGACUCAAUCGGCGCAAUGAGGCUUGUCGGAGAGGCACGUAAACAGGGACUAUCGAUCACUGUUGCGGAUGUUUUCAAGAAUCCUCGACUAAGUGACCUAGCUGCAGUGGCCCGCAAGCUUUCGUCAGCAUCGACCGAAACUAUUCCACCCUAUUCACUACUUAAAGCCAGUAUCAAUGUCCAAGCCGCACGAGACGAGAUUGCAUCUCUUUGCGACAUAGAUGCUACACAAAUUGAGGACAUCUUCCCAUGUACUCCGCUCCAGGAAGGUCUAUUAGCCUUGACCGCCAGAAGAGCAGGAGAUUACAUUGCUCGAUACAUCUUCGAACUACGCCCGUCAGUCAAUAUCGAUCGACUUGAGGCAGCAUGGCACGAGGUCAUCAGGACAACACCGAUACUGCGAACUCGAAUUGCAGAACUUACAGAACAAGGCCUCGUCCAAGUCAUCAUAGAUAAACAGACGAGCAGCUCCUUUGGCAAAAAGUCAAACAGCCUUUCUGCAUACCAAAAUGCAGAUGAGACGCUCCCCAUGGGACUGGGAACUCCGCUGGUGCGCCUCGGAUUCGUCCAUGAGGACCAAAAUGAACCUGACAAGCGCUUCUUCGUAUGGACGAUACACCAUGCACUCUAUGAUGGAUGGUCAAUGCCGCAAAUUCUCGAGAAACUAGAAAAGGCGUAUCGAGGACAACAUCCCCUUUCACACGAACCUCCUUUCCAACUCUUCGUUAAGCACAUCAUGGAAAUGAGCAGUGAUUCGUCUUCAAAGUAUUGGAAAGCACAGUUUGAUGGAUCCGAAGCAGCCAGCAUCUUUCCAUCACUGCCUUCGGCAACUUAUCAGCCAAGAUCAGACACGCUGACAUUGCACCCUAUUCGAGAUCUUGCAUGGCCCGAUGCCGGCAUCACUCCAUCCACGAUAGUGAGAGCUGCUUGGUCGAUCCUGUCGGCCUUGUAUGUUGAUUCCACUGAUGUUGUUUUCGGUGUAACAGUGACUGGAAGGCAAGCUGCUGUACCCGGUGUCGACCAGAUGACCGGGCCAACGCUCGCAACGGUGCCAGUUCAAGUAGCGUUGGAUUGGAAUGAGAGCGUCGAACAACUAUUACUACGACUACAGUCCCAGGCUAUUGACAUGACAGCUUUCGAACAAACGGGACUGCAAAGAAUCCGACAAAUAAGCGCCAAAGCAAAGCAGGCAUGCGAAUUCCAAACACUCUUGCUCAUGCAACCGGCCGAGGAAAACGACAACGAAGAAGCUCAUCAUCUAUUUGUCAAUGAAAAUGGGGGUGAAAGUGAAGACUCAGAGGACUCGUUUGCCGAGUUUGACACCCAUGCAAUCACUGUUGAGUGCAGGCUUCGACGGGAUGGCCUACAGCUACAAGUCGGAUUUGACUCACAUGUCAUUGAUGAGCAACAGAUAAACAAACUGAUGCUACAGUUGGACCAUAUAAUUCGCCAGAUAUGCCAUUCCUCUGGCGAUAGCGAGAUCAAGGUUACCGACCUUAAAGCCCUUGGUCACCAUGACUUGGAGGAAAUCUGGGGCUGGAAUGCGACCGUGCCUGAAACUAUCGAGACAACAGUCCACAAAUUAAUCGAGGACACGGCAUCUACAAGGCCUGAAUCCCCGGCGGUAUGCUCGUGGGACGGCGACUGGACAUACGCUGAGCUAAAUGGCGCCUCGAGUCGCCUUGCAUGUCAUCUCGUCAGUCUCGGCGUGGGUCGAGGUAGUGUCGUACCUUUAUGCUUCGAAAAGUCGCGAUGGGUUCCUGUUGCAAUGCUUGCAGUGAUGAAAGCUGGCGGAGCAUCUGUCGCUUUAGAUCCGACUCUUCCAGAAGACCGCCUACUAACGAUUAUACGACAAAUAAAACCAUUACUGACAAUCUCGUCUCCGGCGAACCGUAAAUUAGCUGAGCAACUCGCCCCAGAUCAGUCCAUCGUGAUACUAGACGACAAACAACUCGCUCAACUCCCUCAGCCGGUUCAAGGGAUACUCCCUGUCGUACAGCCGUGGGACACACUCUAUGUCGUAUUUACCUCUGGGACAACUGGCACGCCUAAAGGCGUUGUAAUCACCCAUUCAAAUUUCAGCAGCGCUCUGAAGCACCAGCACGGUGCACACGGCUUUGACGAACAUUCAAGAGUGUUCGACUUCGCAUCGUAUGCCUUUGACGUGGCCUGGUCAAACGCGUUAUGCGCACUAGAGUGCGGAGCAUGUUUAUGUAUCCCAUCAGAUACUGAGCGACAAGAUGACCUCGUGGGAGCUAUACAAAGACUCGGGGUCACUCAUGCCGAGUUAACGCCAUCCACGGCUAGUAUCCUUCCGCUGGAUACCUUGAAGGCACUGCACACCCUCAUUCUUGGAGGCGAGAAGCUUUCUGUAGAACAAGCCAAAGUUUGGGGGCAGUUGGUGCAUUUAAAGAAUUCGUACGGUCCAUGCGAGUGUACGCCGACGUCUACGGUGUCGUGCGUUAACCCCGAUACAACGAUGAUUGAAUCCAGUGUCGGCAGAGGCAUUGGUGUCAAUACGUGGUUAGCCGAUACCGUCUCGGCCGAAUCGCUUGUCCCGGUUGGAGCCAUCGGUGAACUUCUUUUGGAAGGCCCUUUAGUUGGUAAGGGUUAUCUUGAUGACCCUGCGAAAACUGCAGAAGCUUUUGUCGAAGACCCGUUAUGGCUACUUGGUGGUGGCGGACCAGGUCAACCUGGUCGUCGCGGACGUCUCUACAAAACGGGAGACCUUGCACGAUACAACACAGACGGAAGUCUCACGUUUAUGGGACGUAAAGAUGCUCAAGUUAAAAUCAACGGCCAACGUGUGGAACUAGGCGAGAUCGAGAGCCACAUUUCACUCGAACCCUGGAUUCGACAAUCGGCGUGUAUACUUCCUACAUCCGGCCCAUGUAUCAACCGACUCGUUGGCGUACUUAGCAUUGUCGGACCAGAUCGUAGAAGCCGGGGCAUAUCGCCUACGAAACUAGAUAUCAGUUCCCAGGACGAACAGACGCAGCAACGUAUCGAGGCUCUCCGAGCUCUUUUGGAGAAUACUUUACCUGCCUACAUGGUUCCCAUUUUCUGGGUUGUCGUCCAUGAUAUACCUCUCAGCGCAUCUGGCAAACUCGACCGCAAGCGACUUGAGGAGUGGCUUGCAAACAUUGAUGCAGAGACAUUCAGUGCAAUCUCGGGUAUUGGGCGUAAUCCAGGGACCAGAAAACCCAAAAAUGAGGCAGAAGAGGUGCUUUUAAGAGCAUGCAGUACAGUUCUAAACACCCCGAUAGAGAAUAUCGAUUUGCAACGGUCAUUCGUGGCGAACGGCGGUGAUUCUAUAUCAGCUAUGCGUCUUAGUCCUCAUUGUCGUGCUGCCAACGUUCUCUUCUCUGUUGCAACCUUGCUCAAGGGGCGGUCGCUCGCUGAAGUCGCACAAUUAUCAACAACCGUCACCAGUCCUGUAGUAUCGCGAAUAGAGAAAUUCAACGUAUUUUUCGACCUCUCGCCGAUCCAGCAGUGGUUCUUUGGUCAAUCACCACCUGAAUUGGUCAAUACGAAAAGUCUUUAUUGCAAUCAAAGCUUUUACGUUAGAGUUACACGUCCAAUUUCCACAGAUAAGCUCCGCAGUGCAAUUGGCACAAUCGUGGAGAAGCAUUCCAUGCUCAGAGCACGCUUUGCAAGGGUUAAUGGUAAAUGGAUGCAGCGUGUCAUUCAACCUGGCCAGGGCCUGCAUCACUUUGAGUCGUCGCAACAAGAUUCGAUGGCUGAUAUCGAGUGUCUGGCUGCAAAAAGGCAGCAAGAGCUGGAUAUCGAGAAUGGCCCCGUCUUUUCAGCAGAUGUCUGCAUGACCCCGGCUCCCAAAUCAGAUCAAUAUAUUAUCCUCAUUGCGCAUCACUUGGUUGUUGACCUUGUGUCGUGGCGAAUUAUCCUAGAAGAUCUAGAGGUCCUACUGACUGGUGGCGCGUUGCAAGAAGAGGUUCCCUUCCAAGUAUGGAACCAGUUGCAAAUAGAGAAGGCCGGCACGCCGGAGCUAGAUCCUGAAAAUGUUCUUAAUAUCGACGGAGUCACCAAUAACCUUACUUUCUGGGAAUUCACCCCGGAUACCCCUAAUACAGUUGACGACCUCAAGGACAGGCCUAUAGUAAUUGGCAGAGAUCUCACUUUAUGCCUUUUAAAAGACGCCAAUGGAGCCUUCAAUACCGAACCCGUGGACCUACUUCUAUCAGCAGUAUGGCACUCUUUCUUACAAGCCUUCCCUAGUCGUGGGGACCUCACUAUAUUUAAUGAGGGCCACGGCCGUGAACCAGGGAGCCUAGACGUAGAUCUCUCGCGCACUGUCGGUUGGUUUACUACAAUGAGCCCUCUGAGGAUCUCUCGUGAUACAGCCGACAGUAUCGUCAACAUUGUGCGACAUGUCAAGGAUAUGAGGAGGCGACUGCCGUCCAACGGCUGGGCUUACUUUGCCUCUAGGUAUCUAAACAGCAAGGGAAUCAGAGCAUUUGAAUCACAUGAGGCUACUACCAUGGAAAUUGUCUUCAAUUAUCAUGGCCAGUUUCAGCAACUAGAGCAUGACGAUGCCCUUUUUGACACUAUUACCCUAGACAAAACCUCUGAUGUUGGGCCAUCCUUGCCCGCAUCAUCGCUCAUCGAGAUAAAUGCUACAAUCGAAGAUGGAGUUACACAGAUCUUCUUUUCCUGGAAUCGUCAUAUAGCCCACCAGGACUUGAUCGACCUGUGGAUUUCUCAGGUUAGCCUAUCACUGCAGGCUAUUUGCGAUGAUCUCAGCUCUAGAGCACCUUCCAAGACCCUUUACGACUAUGAGUUUCUCCACCUCAAUUACAAGCAACUCGACGACCUUUGUAGGUAUGUGAUUCCCGAAAUUGAGUCAGCCAACAACACAACGGUAGAGGACAUUUUCCCAUGCCUACCUAUGGUGGACGGCAUGCUACUGAGCCAAAUCAAGGAGCCCGGGGCUUAUGAGACAUCCGCCACAUAUGAGAUACGGUCCCCUAUCGGCCAUCUGAUUAGUCUUGAAAGACUGGCUGAAGCUUGGCAAACUGUAAUCGCUCGUCAGCCUGCUCUGCGAACGGUUUUUAUUCAAGGGAGUGAUUCAACAGCAGCCUUCAAUCAAGUGGUCUUGCAGUCUUAUCAUGGAGACGUGAUUCUACUAGAGAGUGAGAACAGAACUUCAGCAUUAGCAAUGCUCAACAACCUACAGCCUAUUAACUACCGAAACAUCAGGCCGCCACAUCGCUUAGCACUGAGUUUUGUUCGUGGAGAGAAUCUCGUUUUUUGUCAGUUAGAGGCUAGCCAUACCAUUACAGAUGGUGCCUCGUCAGCAAUAAUUAUUGAGGAUUGGAUCAAAGCUUAUACCGGUACCCUGGACCUUGAUAGCAUCAACGACGUCAAUCGUGGUUUUGCACGAUUUAUAAAAUCCGUGUCAGCAACGGACAGGAUGGCAUAUUGGAAACGAAAGCUAGCAGAUGCAGAGCGUUGUUAUUUCGAGCCAUUAUAUCAUGUUCACCAAGUUCCCCAGGCCGAUCAAGGAGUUUGCUUCGCUUCGGCUGAAAUAACUGGGGACAAGUUCACCCAAAUUAUGCGAUCUUGCGAGUCACAAUCCGUGACGCCUGCAAGCCUCUUCCAAAGUGCCUGGGCACUCUGUUUGGCAGCUUACACAGGAAAGGAGAGCGUCACCUUCGGCUACCUCGCAUCCGGUAGAGAUCUUCCAGUGCCGGGUAUCACGCGUGCUGUUGGUGCAUAUGCGUCCAUGUUGAUCUGCCGAGCCAAUAUAUCGCGCGAAUGGACUAGUCAACAAUUCGUACACCAUAUUCAUGAUCAAGUCAUGGAGGAUCUUGGCUAUCAACAGAGUUCUCUAGCCGAUAUCCAACACCAACUCGGUAUGCCAUCUGGGCAGUCACUAUUCAACACAAUUGUAUCAUUUCAGAGGGAGGAUGAAACGGUAGGAGAAGAUGCAGAAGCGCCAACGCUCACCUUUACGAAUAUGGACGGCGAAGAUCCCACUGAGUUCGACAUUGGGGUCAGCUUUUCGAUAUCUGAUACAACAGCAUACUUAUCUCUUGAUGCCCGCGCUUCCUGUCUGUCCAGUGAGCAGGCUAGCCGUGUUAUUUCCCUCGUGAAGACCACAGCAAUCGCCAUCGCAACCGACGGCAUGCUCAAUGGCUCGCUUGGCGGAAGACAUAAAUCCAUUACAUUAGCAGAUAUCAGCUCAGUCAGCGAGGAGGAUUUAGAUGCCAUUUGGCGUUGGAACGAGACAGUGCCAGAAGCUGCCAAUAUCUUAGUACAUGACCUUAUUGCCGAGACCAUCGCCAGGCAGCCCAACGCCCCCUCUGUGUGUGCUUGGGACGGUGAUUUUACUUACGCCGAGUUAGAUGAUGCUUCAUCUCGCUUAGCCCUUCAUCUCAUUGAGUUAGGUGUUGGUCCUGAGGUUAUAGUGCCUCUAUGCCUUGAGAAAAGUCGAUGGGUCCCAGUCGCGAUGCUAGCUGUAAUGAAAGCCGGCGGAGCAUCUGUGGCGAUGGAUGUAACCGUCCCUAGAGAGCGUCUUCAAACCAUUGUGCAGCAGGUCAAACCAGCGCUAAUCUUAUCAUCUUCUACGACUAAGGACCUCGCAACACAGCUCACCAACCAGCCCAUAGUAGUGCUAGGUUCCGCACAGUUAUCCGAGCUCGACGUACCCAGCAAGCCACUUCCGUCAAGGGUUCAGCCUGAAAAUACCUUAUAUAUCAACUUCACAUCUGGAAGUACGGGGCAGCCUAAGGGCGUUAUCAUUAAGCAUGUCAAUUUCAGCAGCUCCAUCCGACAUGUACGAGGUCUGCAUGGCUUUAAACCCACUUCACGUGUCUAUGACUUCUCCUCGCACGCUUUCGAUAACAUAUGGUCAAAUGCGCUACAGACGCUAUCAUGUGGUGCAUGUUUAUGCAUUCCUUCUGAGACUGAUCGAAGAGAUGAUUUGGCUGGUUCUAUCAAGCGACUAGGGGCUAAUUUCAUUGAUAUCACUCCCUCAACUGCAAGCAUACUCCCAUUGGAGACGAUUCAAUCUUUGGAAUUGUUAAUGGUUGGAGGAGAACGCCUCACAUCAGAUUCUGCAAAGCAGUGGGCUUCUGUCGUAGACCUCCGCAAUGGUUAUGGUCCUUGCGAAUGCACACCCACCACUACGAUUGCAGCCAUAAGGCCGAAUAGCUAUGAUAUGACAACAAUUGGCCGUGGUGUUGGGGUCAACACAUGGGUUGUCGAUGCUCAUACAGGUACCUCACUUGUGCCAGUAGGUAGUAUUGGCGAACUGCUCCUGGAAGGUCCGCUCGUGGGCGCAGGAUACCUGGGCAAUCCCCAAAGCACGGCAAACGCGUUUAUCGAAGAUCCCAAGUGGUUACUACAGGGCACAUUGUGCAGGAAAGGCCGCCGUGGCCGUCUCUAUAAAACUGGCGACCUAGUUCGAUAUAAUCCAGAUGGCACCCUAUCUUUCGUUGGUCGGAAAGAUGCCCAAGUCAAGAUCAACGGCCAGCGGCUAGAGCUUGGAGAUAUUGAGCAUCAUGUUGCUGCCAGUAUCACAGAUUCCGCAGAUGCCCAAGUAAUAGUAGAAAUGCUGGUGCCUCGACAAUACCACCAAGCCAUGCUGAUAGCUUUCAUAUGCCUUUCCGAAGCCCGGGGCAAAGAUGGCAAUGACCAAGGAUCAGAGUUGCAGAGAUUGACUGCGGGAUUGAACACAAGACUUGCAAAACUAAUACCUCCUUAUAUGAUACCUUCAUCCUAUGUCCUUGUUGACCACAUCCCUAUGACGCCCACGGGCAAGACAGACAGGCGACAGAUUCGUGCCAUAGGCGAACGAAUGACUUUGGAAGAGCUUCUAGUUCACAGCUCGUCGAUAAGUGGUGAACAUCGAAAACCGACUACGGAAAUGGAACGACACCUUCUAAGCCUAUCGGCAUCUGUGCUUGGCGUCAGUCUCGACAAAAUUGGAAUCGAUGACAGCUUCUUACAGGUCGGGGGUGAUUCGAUUGGGGCCAUGAAACUUGUUGCAGCGGCUCGCGAACAAGGCAUAGCCUUGACCGUUGCGGAUGUCUUCCAGACGCCCCGGCUGGGCGACUUGGCUGUGAAAGCUCACCAAGUAUUCGAGCCAGAUAGAAUGGAUGUCGAGCCAUUCUCACUACUAAAGGCUGGUUGUGAAGUUCAAGGGAUACGCCAAGAGGCCGCAGCUUUCUGCGGAGUAGAUCCGUUGCACAUCGAGGACGUUUUCCCAUGCACUCCGCUUCAGGAAGGUCUGCUUGCUCUAACAACAAAGCGACCAGGGGACUAUGUCUUCAGGUCUACAUAUGAGCUCAAAAGCACUAUCAAUAUACAGCGUUUCCGAGAAGCUUGGAAACAGUUGGUAUCAAUAACCCCAAUGUUACGUACCCGAAUCGUGGAUUUAUCCAGUCAGGGCUUGGUACAGGUUGUCGUUGCUCAGCAGCAGAUCCAUUGGCUGGGUGAGAACUUCACAAGCUCAAGUGCCUAUCAGCGCGCGGAUGAGCAAUUAACAAUCGGGUUGGGCACGCCACUCGUGCGAGUCGCUAUUAUCAAGGAACAAGACAAGCAUUUCUUUAUUUGGACGAUGCAUCAUGCGCUAUACGAUGGGUGGACAGUUCCGCUUCUGCUGGAGAAUCUAGAGAAGUCAUAUAUAGACGAAGCAAAUCUCCAGCAUCAGCCCCCAUUCCAGUUGUUCGUUAGACAUCUACUACACGCGGAUAGCAAACAGGCUGAGAAGUACUGGAAGAAACAGUUCAAAGAAUUCGAUGCCGUAACAUAUCCGGCACUACCAUCGUCAACCCACGAGCCCCGAUCCGAUCAAACUGUAGAGCAUUACAUCCAGGGGGUACAAUGGCCAACUAGCGAUAUUACCACCUCCACGGCAGUUCGGGCGGCGUGGUCCAUUUUGGCGGCGCGGUAUACCGAUUCCAAUGACGUGAUUUUCGGUCUGACUGUGAGCGGUCGGCAGGCAUCUGUACCAGGCAUUGAGCGCGUAACUGGACCAACAAUUGCAACAGUGCCAAUGCGAGUCGUGCUGGAUCCAGAGAAAACUUUGCAGGAAAUCUUGAUACAAAUACAAGCUCAGGGAAUUGAAAUGACGGCGUUUGAGCAGACUGGAUUACAACGGAUCCGCCGGAUGAGUACUGAAGCUGAACGAGCCUGCAACUUCCAAACGCUGCUGGUAAUACAGCCGUCUGAGAAGAACUACAAUUCACGUAGCCAGCUAUUUGUUGAGCUCCGCGACGAAGAAAGUGAUGGACCUAUUGCGGAUCUAAAUACACAUGCCCUUACAGUCAGCUGUGAUCUUGAAGACCACGGGCUCGCGUUGAGGAUUGCCUUCGACUCCAAAAUAAUCAGCAAAAACCAAGUUCAGAAGCAUGUCUCUCACUUUGAACAUGCCCUCCGCCAGAUUUGUGACCCCGAAAAUGCCCAAAAGGCACUUGCUGAUAUAGAGACGCUUGGUCGAGAGGACUUGGAGGACAUUUGGGGCUGGAACGCUACAGUGCCAGAGUGUUCAAACGCAUUGGUCCAUCAUUUGUUUGAAGAUACAGCCCAGAGACUGCCAGAUACCGAAGCUGUGUGUGCCUGGGAUGGAACUUGGACCUAUUCAGAGCUAGAUAGCAUCACGAGUCGUCUUGCCCGCCACCUUGUGAGCUUGGGUGUUGGCCCAGAGGCCGUUGUACCGCUAUGCUUCGAGAAAUCCGGCUAUACAUGUAUAGCAAUGCUUGCAGUCAUGAAAGCUGGCGGUGCAUCUGUGGCUAUGGAUACAACUCUCCCUGAAGACCGACUGAGGAUUAUCGCGCUACAGGUUAACCCGACAUUGAUCCUGUGUUCAUCAAGUAACGAAGAUCUAGCACUUCGGCUUGCAGACACUCCAGUAAUGGUCAUCACUGAGGCCAGUCUGUCGACUCUGACUGAUGCAAAUGCUCCAUCUUCGACGCAACUCCAGCACGUACAGCCCUGGAACAAGCUUUAUGUGGUAUUUACGUCUGGUAGUACGGGAACACCAAAGUGUGUAAUUAUCACACACUCAAAUUAUAGUAAUGCCAUCCAGUAUCAACAAGGUAUUAACGGCUUUACACAAGGAUCAAGGGUAUACGACUUUGCUUCUUACGCAUUCGAUGCCACCUGGGCCAAUCUGUUGAAUUCAUUAACAUGCGGCGCCACUCUGUGUGUUCCUUCUGAUGCUGAGCGAAGAGACGACCUAGCCGGCUCUCUCCGACACUAUAGAGCUAAUUUUGUGCAAUUGACUCCCUCAACGGCAUCGAUACUUCCGCUCGAGUCAGUCCAAUCGCUUGACACGUUGCUCCUCGCCGGAGAAGCUCUUCCGCAAGCAUAUGCGGAACGGUGGGCCAAGAUUGUAGAUCUGAGGAACGCCUACGGACCUUGUGAGGCAACUCCAGCUGCUACUUUCGCCAGCAUUCAGUCUGAUAAUACGCUAGAAGUUGGCAUCGGCAAAGGGGUUGGCACCGUUACGUGGGUAGCUGACACAAAAACUGCUCAAUUCCUCACACCGGUAGGCAGCGUUGGUGAGCUUCUCCUGGAAGGACCAUCCGUGGGACCGGGGUACCUUCAUGACCCUGAGAAGACUGCUGCGGCCUUUAUUGACAAUCCACCGUGGCUGCUUCGUGGCACUCCAAGUCAACCUGGUCGUCAUGGUCGUCUGUAUAGAACCGGUGACUUGGUUCGAUAUAAUAGCGAUGGAAGCCUGGUAUAUAUUGGCCGUAAGGAUGCCCAAGUUAAACUUCACGGGCAGCGUGUGGAACUAGGAGAAAUCGACAAUCAUAUGAUACGUCAUUCGUCCGUUCGUCAGGCGGCAAGUUUGUUUCCUAUCACAGGUCCUUGUGCAAAUCGACUUGUCGGCGUUAUUAGCCUUGAAGAAUACCAACCAGAAGCCGUCAUCUCGUCCGGAAUCGAUCUCGCUAUCAACGAUGAAAACGCAGCGCGACUGUUCCGAGAUGUUCAGAAGGAGCUUUAUACUAUGCUGGAGGGUGCUCUCCCUGUUUACAUGAUUCCAUCCAUUUGGGUUGCCGUCAGGGACAUUCCUCUUAACCCCUCUGGUAAGCUCAACCAUAAGGCUCUUCGCGAAUGGCUCUGCGAUAUGGACUUGAAAACCUUCACCAAGAUCUGUCACGAGAACGAUACGGACGAGGAGGUCGAUCACACACCAGUGACCCACGCAGAGCAAGUAAUUGCAAAUGCUUGCAGUAUCGUCCUCAACCUACCAGUUGAGCAGGUCAAUAUUCAUAAGUCUUUUAUUGCUAAUGGUGGUGAUUCCAUCUCCGCAAUGCGUCUCAGCCCCCACUGCCGCGCCUCUCGAGUUGUUUUCUCAGUAGCAACUCUACUCAGGGGCAAAUCUCUUGCGGAAGUGGCAAGAACUUCAACUGUCACAGCAACUUGUACUGCGCAUCGAGAAGAAUACGAGACGGCCUUUGGUCUUUCGCCUAUCCAGCAGUGGUUCUUCGAUCAGUGCCCAACUCAACUCGUCAAUACUAAAGAUUACCACUUCAAUCAGAGCUUCUACCUUCAACUCAGACAAGUAGUAUUCGCAGACAAAAUUGCAAGCGCAAUCUCAACAAUCGUUCGGCAACACUCUAUGCUUAGGGCCCGAUUCCAGAAAAUUGGCGAGUACUGGACACAAUCUGUGCUGAAGCCUACUGCUGAAAAUGUGCACCAUUUUAAAUCUUGGAAUCUCGAAUCUCUCUCAGAAGUCAAGUCGAUUGCAUCACAAAGACAGCAUGGAUUGGAUAUCGAGAGAGGUGUCGUUUUUGCUGCAGAUUUAUGCACGCUAUCUUCAGGGGAGCAAUACCUUCUCUUUGUCGCCCACCACCUCGUUGUCGACCUUGUAUCAUGGCGUAUCAUCCUAGAAGAUUUGGAGACUCUCAUAAGUGACGGUCAGUUAGAGGAAGGGCUUCCGUUUCAAGUUUGGAAUCAGUUGCAGAAAGAGGAGAUUGUCUCUUCUAAAUACGACCCCCAGGGCUCGCUAUCUGUACAAGAGGCUAACAACGACCCCGAAUUCUGGAACUUCGAUUCAUCAACCUCUAACACAGCCAGUGAUCAGUACGAGGACUUCCUGGAAAUUGGACCAGAAGUGACAGGAUUAUUAUUGAAGGAGAGUAACAAUGCCUUUAAUACGGAGCCCCUCGAUAUUCUUCUCUCUGCAGUCUCGGAUGCUUUCCUGAACAUAUUCCCUCGACAAGGCCUAACAAUUUUCAACGAGGGUCAUGGCCGUGAGCCUUGGAAUGCAGAGGUUGACUUAUCUCGAACAGUUGGUUGGUUCAGCACCCUGGUUCCGAUAACUGUAUCAAGGAAUAGAGACAACUCGCAUGAGCACAUUGUUCGACUUGUAAAAGAUGCUCGAAGACGCCUUCUCGCCAAUGGCUGGGCUUACUUCACGUCCAGAUAUCUGAGUAGCAAGGGAGCUCACGCCUUCAAGUCGCAUGGCUCUACUAUGGAGCUAGUUUUCAAUUACCAUGGCCAAUUUCAGCAGCUAGAAAACGAUGACUCUCUUUUCAAUAACAUCAUUCUUGACGGUAUCUCGGACGCUGGCCCGGCUCUACCAAUGUCAGCUCUUUUUGAGAUCAAUGUGUCCAUUGAGGGAGGAUCAACUCACCUCUCAUUCUCAUGGAACCGACAUAUUUCUCACCAAGGCCUCAUUCGGGAUUGGUUCGCGCAGAUCGGCAUAUCAUUACAGAAGAUCUGUACUACUCUCGCUUUCAGGAAGCCUGAGACGACCCUCUGUGACUACGAGUUUCUCAACCUCGAUUAUAGAGGUCUCGACGAGUUGCAAGCCCAUAUUAUUCCAGACAUCAUGGCAGCUAAUAACGCCACAGUCGCAGGCAUAUAUCCAUGCCCGCCCAUGAUAAACGGUAUUCUCCUUAGCCAGCUCAAGGACUCGUCUUCGUACAAAACCUCGCAGAUAUACCGAAUUCAGUCGCCAGACAGUGACGUCAGCAUUGCUCGCCUCGCAGACGCGUGGCAGAAAGUAGUUGCGCGACAUCCGUCACUCCGCAGCGUUUUCAUGGAAGGUCUUGAUGACGACACAGCUUUUAAUCAGGUCGUGUUAGAAGCAUGUCCCGCAAAUAUUAUCCUACUAAAGAGCCACAGCGAGAAUUCUGCGCUGAGCAUGCUGACGGGUCUUCCGUCAGUCAACUACCAGCAACUUAAACCUCCUCACCGCCUCACCCUGCUCGAGCUAUCCAACAUCAAUGGGCUAAGCGGCAGUCAAGUUAUUUGUCAGCUGGAAAUGAGCCACGCUAUUACCGAUGGCAGCUCAUCCACGAUAAUCCUGGAGGACUGGGCGCGGGCAUAUGCUGGCGUCCUAAGCCAGGAGACAGUUGAUAUAACCUACAACUUUGCGCGGGUGCUCAGUUCACGCUUGCCAGAAAAUCGAAUGAACUACUGGAAGAAGAAGCUAUGCGGCGUCAAUUCCUGCCAAUUUCCUCACCUAUCUAACCUCUCCCGACAAGUUAAUAAUGUUUCGACUGUAAGCAUCGACAUAACCGGCGAGACAUUUGCCAAGAUCCAACAUUUCAGCGAGGAGAAAUUCGUCACACCCGCCAGCCUAUUCCAGAGUGCCUGGGCCCUUCUUUUAGCAAAUUAUACCGGAAGUAAUGACGUUUGCUUCGGAUAUCUCGCAUCUGGAAGAGAUCUUCCAGUACUUGGCAUUUCAGAAGCAGUUGGUGCGUACGCAAACCUGCUAGUCUGUCGUAUCGACCUAUCACAGAACCAGACCAAGAAUGAUCUCGUAUGGAACAUGCACAAUCAGGUUCUGUCAGACCUUGAUUUUCAGCAUUGCUCUCUGGCAGACAUACAGCAUCAACUGAGUCUACUCCCCGGCCAGGCGCUUUUCAAUACCCUCGUGUCCUUCCAGCGUGACGACAGCACCGCAGACCGUACUAGUCAUCAAUAUUUAGAAUUUACGGAACUCGAUGGAGAGGAUCCAACUGAAUACGAUAUUGCUCUCAGUAUAACAUAUGGUGCAGGCCAAGUUGGGUUGAACUUGGAGUAUCGCCUGUGUUGCUUGUCCGACCAGCAAGCAAGUCGUGUCGCCUGUUUGUUGGAGCGACUUGUUACCGCUCUUGUUAGCAACAAAGAUCAGAGCAUAGGGAACCAGAACAACAGCCUGGUCGACAUUGAUGCUAUGACCCAAGAUGACUUGCAAGAUGUCUGGAAAUGGAACGCAGUUGUUCCACAAACCAUUGACGUCGCAAUUCACAACCUUUUCACUAACGCUGCUCAGAGGUGGCCUGAUAAACAAGCUGUAUGCGCAUGGGACGGCAACUGGACAUACCGCGAAUUGGAUAAUACUUCUACCUCAUUCGGCCAUCGCUUAAGGAGCUUAGGGAUGGGCCCAGGUGCUAUUAUUCCACUUUAUUUUGAAAAGUCACGAUGGACUGUCGUCGCUAUGGUAGCCGUUCUCAAGGUUGGCGCCGCCUUCGUCCUUGUCGAUCCAUCGCAACCGACGUCUCGCCUCGACUCCAUCAUUCAUCAGACACGAGCGAAGCUGCUGGUUUGCUCUUCCACCGAAGCUCACAGGUGGUCCGAUAUUGAUGUCAAAGUACUGUCUGUGGAUAGCCCGUAUCCGGAUACUACGGGCAACACGGACUGUCCUCUCCAAGUUGAAAGCAAUCCAUCAUCCCCGAUGUAUGUCGUUUUUACGUCCGGAAGUACGGGAAAGCCAAAGGGUGUUGUUGUGACACAUGCCUCGUUCUCCUCUGCCAUGCACUAUCAGGCGAAUGCUCUCGGCUACGAUAGCCAGGCUCGCGUUUACGACUUUGCGUCAUACGUAUUUGACGCCUCCAUCGAGACGGCUUUCAUGACUCUCACGACGGGAGGCUGCCUAUGUGUGCCAUCAGAUGCCGAUCGGAAGAACAACCUUACCGAGUCACUAAUUAGCACUGAAGCUACUCUGAUCGAAUUAACGCCUUCUGUCGCGCGCACUCUUGAGCGCGAGCGGUUGGUUGAUCUCAGAUUCCUAAUUCUGGGCGGUGAAGCAGUCAAUCAAGACGACGCAAAGGGUUGGCCGGAGAACGUCCUCGUCAUCAACACAUACGGACCCUCUGAGUGCACGCCAACCAGUACUAUGCAAUGCCAAUAUGAUGGUGUUGGCGUGAUGAAUAUCGGUGCCGGGGCUGGAGUAGUCACUUGGUUAUCCGACCCAAGUAACUCGGAUCGACUGGUACCGAUAGGUUCAGUUGGAGAAUUGUUGCUUGAAGGACCGCUUGUGGGACCAGGAUACCUACAUGAUGCGGAGAGAACAGCGGCAGCCUUUAUUGAGGAUCCAAUCUGGCUACAACGCGGAACAGGUGAUCUGCCCGGCCGCCGAGGGCGUUUAUACAAAACUGGUGAUCUCGUGCGGUAUAACGACGAUGGGAGCCUUAGCUUCGUGGGCCGUAAGGAUACACAAGUCAAGAUUCGUGGUCAAAGAGUGGAAUUAGGCGAAGUUGAACAUCAACUCCAGGUCUGCAUGCCCGGCGUGCAACAGGUGGCUGCCGAAGUGAUCGUGCCCGGCGGCCAAGAAGCCAAGCCCUUGCUGGCAGUCUUCGUAGUGAUGGAUCCAAAUACGCAUUUGGAGACAAAGAUGCUCGCAGUACCGACUAUUGUUGGUGAUACCGACAAUAAGCUACCUACAAUCCAUAUAGCCAGCAUCCCCGCCUCUGUCGAGGACUUGCUCGUCGAGGUUCUUCCGUCCUACAUGGUGCCAGCAGCCUUCCUGGAACUUGAUCAGUUGCCCAUGACAGCUUCCGGAAAGACUGACCGCCACCGCUUGCGUGCUAUUGGCGCUGGCUUUUCUGUUCAGCAACUCGCCGAGCUGCGAAGUGGUCUCCUGGCCGACAAACGCGGCCCGUCUACAGAGAUGGAGCGAGCGCUACAACAGAUCUGGGCACAGGUUCUCAAUGUCGAUGUAGCGACUAUUGGCAUGGAUGAUAGCUUCCUACGCCUCGGCGGUGACUCCAUCACGGCAAUGCAGGUCUCGGCAGCAGCACGAGCUUCCGUCGCAAAGAUAUCCAUUACCGACAUCCUCCAGAAGAAGACGAUUGCCAAGAUUGCAUCCGCAGCAGCACAUCUGACAACAUGCGAUGAGCUUGCAGAUGAUUCGACGCGGGUGCAGUUCUCUACUCGAAAAGAGAUGGUCAAAUUUCAACAAGAGCAUUGCUUACGACUCGGUGCGUUUCGUGUUGAGGACAUCGAGGAUAUUUAUCCCUGCACGCCUAUGCAAGAACGUAUACUGCAAGCGCAAGAACAAGAUCCAAGAGCAUAUGUGACUGGAUUUGGGCUAGCCAUCGAGGCUUCACAAAUCGAUGAAACUGUAGAAUUCUCAAGAAUCCAGCGAGCAUGGGCAAACGUGGUCAAACGACACGGACUCUUGCGAGCCGUCCUCAUCCGUGACGAACCCGGACAUGGCCGAACGACUCAUGUCAUCCUUCGAGACCCUGCACCAAGCAUAUCCUACCAUGCCACUAGUGAAGCAGAGAUGGCCUCUACGGGACGCGGAGAUCUUCAACGACUGCCAUACUACGCUCAAGAUGGCCUGCAACAUCACCUCUCAGUCUAUCAGACAACGUCCAAGCGUGCCUACCUCCGGUUUGAGAUGAAUCAUGCCAUCAUCGACGGCCACUCCACAGCUAUCCUACUUCGCGACUUCGAACUUGCCUAUACAGGUCAUCUAUCGUCGGAUGGUCCUCUGUACAGUAACUUUAUCAAGUAUGUGCACGAGAAGCCCCGAUAUGAUGCACAAGGCUUCUGGACCAAGCAUCUACAAGACGUGGAGCCAUGCCUUUUCCCGACUUCCAAGAGCAUUGCGGAGCCCCAGGGCACAGUUCAAAUUGAGGUACCCAAUCUCGACCCUAAGGAAAUCGCCGCGUUCUGUGCGGAGUGGGAAAUAACUCAAGCCAACCUCAUCCGCAUAGCUUGGGCACUAGUGCUCCAAAAGUACACCAAGUCAACUAGGCCAUGCUUUGGCACCAUCACAUCAGGAAGAGACCUACCCGUUGACGACGUGGAUGAACUUUUCGGUCUGUUGAUGAGUCUUAUUCCGUGCAGAGUCCGGCUUGACCAGACACAAUCCGUCUUGGAAACACUAAGAGCCUCCCAGGAGGAUUAUCUGCACAUGUUGCCACAUCAAACCUCUUAUUUGGUAAAUUUACAGAAGCAUGGUCUUGAAUCUGAGCUUUUCAACACAGCUAUUUCCAUCCACAGGGACACACUAGACGGCCCAGAAGCAAAAAAUUCAGAAGGACAAAUCAUCCAUCUACAGGACGAGUUUGAUCCAGUGCAUUAUGAUAUUUACAUUAGAGGAAUAUAUGAAAAGGAUGAUCUUUCUCUUGUGCUGGAGUUUUGGGAGGAACGCAUUUCCCGAACUCAAGGUGUGGAUGUGGCGAGAUCAUUCAGUGCCGCGAUUUCGUCCAUCAUCUCCCAGCCAGAGCAGGACAUUCGUCAGCUCACAAUCAUGUAA